Molecule: messenger RNA, 3612 nt
Organism: Cherax quadricarinatus
Lineage: Eukaryota; Metazoa; Arthropoda; Malacostraca; Decapoda; Parastacidae
Source: RefSeq, a predicted model, not a curated record
AGAAAAAUGCUUGAAAUGUGGGAAGAACGAUGGAGAACUGUACUCCGUCAUACCUUCACGACUCAAGUCAGUGUACUCAAGAAAUCCUUCUUUUCAAACCAGCUGGAUAAGAGGAUGACAUUGUACCCCUAUUUAAUUUCCCUACCUCCAGAAGAAUUUGUCAACAUAAUGAUGCAGGAAGUACAAAGACUGGCUGGUGGAUCUGUGUCAUUCUCCCUCCCCAAGUUUAUACUUUACCGUCAACUUGGGGAGUUGGUGUUUAAACGCUAUUUGGUGCAGUAUAAGAAGAAAGUUGGUGUGCUGGAUAUACUCCGAAGUGUUUACAAGGACUAUCUUUCUUGGUAUCUUGACAGCAAUAAGAAAGAUGGCGUAACAUACAUUCCACGUAUACGGUGGCAGGAGUUGAAUUCUAAGAAAUACAGUGGUCUUAGUUUAGAACAUGGGCCGGUGGAGUGGCCUGUGCCAGUGCAAGUGGCUCUCGGCAAGUUCAUGUACUCAAUGAUACUCUUGAAAGUGACGGUGUGGAGCCCUCUUCAUUCAGAAAAGAAUGCAUAUCCAGCUGUGUAUGAAGUAGAGAGGAUGAAGGGUUAUCGUACAGUGGACAACAUCAAGCCAUCCCCAGCUCUAGUGGAGCUCUUUCAAAAAGCUGCAAAGUCUACACUGACUUUUGAGUCAAUGGUGUCACCCAUGUUAUGCCCUCCUUUACCAUGGGUCUCCACUCAGCUGGGAGGCUAUCUGCUCAUUAAUGCCAAGAUUGUCAGGUUGCCGUAUAAUGCUCAUCAGCAAAAGCAGCGAAUGGCAGAGUGUGGUAACCAGCAGCUGUACCCUGUUAUGGACUCUCUCAACCAGCUGAGCACCAUACCUUGGAAAAUCAAUAAACCUAUCCUUGAUAUUAUUAUUAAGCUGUUCAAUGACAAAGGCUGUGAAAAGUUGAACAUUCCACAGCCGCCCUCUCAGUGCCCAGAGCCUGGGAAAAUCCAUCCUGGUAUGAAGAGUUCUGAGGCUCACAAGACAUAUCGACAAUGUUUGGAGUACGAUAAGAAAAAGAAUGAAAUGUACUCACUCUGGUGUGAUGCAUUAUACAAACUUUCUCUUGCAAAUCAUCUUCGUGAUCGUGUUUUUUGGUUCCCUCACAACAUGGACUUCCGAGGUCGUGUGUACCCCUGCCCUCCAUAUCUCAACCAUUUGAGUUCAGAUGUAUUCCGUUCAAUCCUACAGUUUGCCAGAGGAGAGAAGCUUGGACCUAAUGGCUUAAAAUGGCUAAAGUUACAUCUGAUAAAUCUGACUGGCUUUGUCAAGAGAAAAGCUUUGAGUGAUCGCUUGAAGUACUGUGACGAAGUAAUGGAAGACAUAUUAGACUCUGCUGAUAAGCCUAUGACUGGUAAACGAUGGUGGGUUAAGAGUGAUGAACCUUGGCAGACACUGGCAGCAUGCAAAGAGUUAGCAGCAGCCCUCCGAUGUGGUGAUCCUUCAAACUAUGUUUGCCAUCUGCCGAUUCACCAGGAUGGUUCGUGUAAUGGUUUGCAGCAUUAUGCUGCUCUUGGCCGUGAUAAGAGUGGAGCUAUAUCUGUGAACUUGGCACCCAGUGAAGUACCACAGGAUGUAUACUCAGCUAUAGCAGCAUUGGUAGAGAAAGAGAGGGAGAUGGAUGCUGCUGCUGGACAUAAGAUAGCACAAGUAUUGGAAGGUCAUGUGAAGCGCAAGGUUAUUAAGCAGACGGUCAUGACUACAGUGUAUGGUGUGACGCGUUACGGUGCUCGUCUUCAAAUAGAAAGACAACUGAAAGAUUUAGAUGAUUUUCCUCCAGAACAUCAGUGGGCUGCCUCUCAGUACCUCGUUUUCAAGACUUUCCUCUGCCUGGAAAAGAUGUUCAUAGCAAUCAAGGAAAUUCAGAACUGGUUUACUGGCUGUGCAAAAAUAGUGUCUGAGUGUGGAGAAAAUGUUGAAUACCUGACACGUUUGGGCCUGCCAGUGGUUCAGCCAUAUAAUGAAUUCAUUGGUGACAGAGCAUCAGUAACAAAACUACCUGUAUCAUUCACCAUGGACUCUUACAUGAAGCCUAAUAAGAGGAAGCAAAAGAAUGCCUUCCCACCAAACUUCAUCCAUUCCCUGGAUUCCUCACAUAUGAUGUUAACUUCACUGUUCUGCCAACAAGCUGGCAUUACCUUCGUCUCUGUACAUGAUUGCUUCUGGACCCAUGCUUCCUCAGUUGACAUCAUGAGUAAGAUAUGCCGGGAGCAGUUCAUUGCCCUACACCAGCAGCCCAUUCUUGAGGAUCUCUCCAAAUUCAUACAGAAGACAUUCAGAUUAUCUGAAAGUGAUAUUGGCCAUGAGAACGCAGCUCUGGAUUCUCGCAAGAAGAGGAUCAUCAACUUUGUCUCCAAGAUACCACCCAAAGGAGAUUUUGACAUAAAUAGUGUUCAUGAUAGUUUAUAUUUCUUCUCAUAACUGUACAUAUAUAUGUAGAUAUUCUUCAUUAUCUUUGAUCAGGUUGUGGUCAUCUGUGUUAGGUAAAAAUGAUUCUUGUGACUGAGGACAAUAGGAAGUUUUCUACGUAACCAUCUAUAGGUGAAAGUCUGAAGCUCGUAUUAGCUUUAUUAUUACAUCUGAAUUUUUGUAGAACCAUUUAGAUAUAUAAAUUCAAGGUCUCAAGGAAUGUGCUGCCAGUAGUAACAGCCUGGUUUACCAGGCAAGCACAAGCAAAGCCAAGCCUAGCCCAGGGCUAGGCUACAGGAGUAGGAAAACUCUUCAAACCUGUCAAAGGUAUAUCAGAAAUAAGGUUGAGCUCCAGAGAGAAAAUGAAGUUUAAAGAGAAAAAAUUCUUUUCUUCAGAGAGUUGCUUGUGAAUAAGUCAAAUUUGUUACUAAUUAGAAAAAAUUGCAAUGAAUUUAUCUGAUUUGUAAUAUUUAAUUUGGUAAUGCUAUAUGUUCACUAAUUUAAUUUGUAGGUUAUCAUUACAUUUCUCUUUCAUUAUGUCGACAUUGUGGCUUUGGCGUCAUCCUGUAUCUUGUGUGUAAUGUUUUAUGCUGUCAUCAGUAACACAAACACUCUCAUAACUUGUGUCAUACAUGUCUUUUUCAUUUGUCUUUCUUCUGUCUCAUUUUUCUGACCUCAUUUGUUUUGACCUUGGCAUUAUUCAAAAUACAGUAUACACACAUUUCACAAAUUUCAAGUUUUGUUUUGUUUACAUUGAGUUUAUCAUAUACUAAGCUCAUGCAAUAGCUGAAGAACCAUGGUGUUCUUGUGACCAAUUUAUUGAGUGAUGCUGUUUAGUUGCCAUUUGAAAAAUAAUGUUAGGAUGUAAGUACAGUGGAGUGGACCCCCGGUUUACAAUAUUAUUUAUUCCAGAAGUAUGUUCAGGUGCCAGUACUGAACGAAUUUGUUCCCAUAAGGAAUAUUGUGAAUUAGAUUAGUCCAUUUCAGACCCCCAAACAUACACGUACAAACGCACUUACAUAAAUACACUUGCAUAAUUGGUCGCAUUGGGAGGUGAUCGUAAAGUGGGGGUCCACUGUAUUCAGAUUAUUAUGCUUGGCUGCUCCAAAUUAUAAAUAUGUAAACCAUUUUAUUGAUUGGUAAAUUUUCGCUUGCUAAUAUAUAGAACAAAACUGU